Molecule: messenger RNA, 2092 nt
Organism: Symbiodinium necroappetens
Lineage: Eukaryota; Dinophyceae; Suessiales; Symbiodiniaceae
Source: the annotation of a GenBank genome assembly
GUCGGCAAUCAAGAACCUGCAGCUGCAGAUUAGCAAGCUCGACCAAGAACGGCAGCGGCAGCAGGAGCUGUUGUACGCUGUCGACUUCCAGUCGCAGCUCAUGCAGCGCAAGGUCGCUCGGGUGUCCGGGGAGCGGACGAUCGAAGAGAAGGAGGAAUUCAAUCGCAAGGUCGAGCAACUCGACAAGCAGCUGGAGGAGCAGAAGUCCCUCCACACCAUCCUCUCAGCGCAGAUCAAACGCCAGGACUGCCAAGCCGUGGGACCCUGGGGAGCUCCGGAUCGAAGGUACAGCCAGGGCCAGACACAGAGCGCUCCCAAGCCUCUUGGCUCCGGUACCCAGCGGCCCAAGAGUGGAGAAGAGAAGCCGGGAAAGAAAGAGCCGGAGAAGGUUUCGGCCUGUGUGAAGGUCGGGCCUGUUUGGAUCACCAUCGGCCUGCGCAUCGAAGCCGAGCUGGCCGCGAUGAAGAGAUUCGUGGAGGACGUUUCUAGCAAUCUGGAGAACACAGCACAGCCAGGCUUCAACAAGCCGGCACAAAGAAAGCCAAAGCCUUCGGAAGCGCGGCGGCCCUCACUCCCCUUCGAACCUGCUGCACGCACCAAAGGACUUGGAGGAGUAGACUUGGCCGUGGCGCCGGCACCGGGCAAACCGAAGCUGCCUGAAAGCAGGAGUGCCGUGCUGCUUCACUACGACAAAGCUUCAGGCCUGCUGUUUCAGAUGCCGUCUUCCCAUGACGGUGACAUGGCCUUCACUGCCACAGAGAGCCAUGGCCGCCAUGGCAAUAGCGAUAGCGCAACCUGGUCCAGCAGACUAGUUGCCUUUAGCCUGGACCCCGUGGAUCCGAAGCGCUGGCAGGAGCGCGGCGACUCUGUUGACGGCCUCUUUCAGCGGAAAUGGUACUCCGACACAACCUUGCGGGAAAUGCCCCUGGGUUACUGGAUGUGGCGGGCGGACUGGAAGCUGAAGCAGCUUUCUCAAGGUAUGUUCUAUGAUGAUGCCACUGGCCACAGGCGUGCUCUGAGGCGUGGAGAAGACGUUCCGGCCGACUUUCCCGAGGUGUCGCUGCUUGGGGCCGGCCAAGGCGAUGCAGGCUGCGCCCGGCUCUGGAUCGUGUGCCGCAGCAUGGUCACACGACCGGUGGGUCGGAGCGCGCUCCUGAUCUGCCCCGAGGAUGUGCAGAUGGCCUGUGAAGUGCGGGCCCAGUCCUUCAAUGCCAAAACGAACAGCUUCGAGGAUGCGAAAGAUGCGCAGCCUCACACCUCAGCUGCACGCGUGGCCGAGUAUCUGAGCCGGAACUACGAUGCAGUCUGCCGCUUUGUGCCAGAGCUUCUUCACUGCAAGCGCAUGGCAGCCUUACUUGCAGUGGCGAACUGGCUGCUGGAGAACCACAUCGGAUCCAAAGAGCUUGCGACAAGGCACUGCAUCCCGCAGUUCUCUGUGCCAAAGGAUUUUCCGGACGAGAAUGUGCCUGCCCUCCGUGCAGUACAUGAGACCGGGCUUCGGGAAGAGACUGUCUUCAACAAGCUGGACAAGGAGCUGGAUGCCCUUGUGGCCGAGGUGCAGGCAAUCCGGAAAGAGAAACAUUUACACGUGGAGGAGUCUCGAAUGAAGGCAGAGAGGCAGAAAGACGCAAUAGAGGCCACUCGCAAGACCCUCGACCAGUCCAGCAGCACAUCUGUGGCAUCCUACAACUCUGAAGUAGCGAGAUACAACCAGCUACUCGAGAAGCACAAAGCCUUAGUGGAGUCUUACAACACUUAUGUGACCUCUGCACAGCAGAAGCUGGACAUGGCUACGAAGAAGCGGAAUGCGGCUGCUGUCGACUGCAACGCUGUCCGCACCACUUGCAUUCUAGUUGGUGGGGUGGACCUGCAGGUGGGGGGAAAGGUCGAGGAGAAGCCAGUGGCAGAGAAGUCAGACUCCUUGGACAGGCAGGUGCGCUCUUGGGCCCAGGAGCUGAAGCAAAAUGCCCACGUGUCGUCUCUCCUUGCCGGCCGGCGACCCCCAGACCGGCCAAGAUCUUUGCCCGACGAGGUUCGAGAAGAGAGGAAAGCCGCCUUCAACGUCUUUCCCAUCGCGGCGGGUGCCGCCUGA